GGUUUCCAUAUUUUUCUAAAACAUUUGGUGAAAAUAUCCAAGUAUGAGUCUAAAAUUUCAAUCACAGACACACAGACAUAGAGAUUUCAUAUGUAGCACUACAACUUAACAAUUUCUACCUAUAACCCCAUUGUUAAUAUUAAUCAUAAAUCUUUUUCCAUAUCCUAUAACUAUAUGUCUAUAUAAUCUAUCUCUGUUCACUCAUUCAUUCAUCUGAAUUGAAAAAUGUAUUCCAGAGCUGCACCACCACACAUGCUAGUUUUAGCAAUAACAUUGAUGUUGGUUAUGCAUGCAAUGGGGGAGUCAGCUCAAGAGAAACAGAAAUGUGCAGAAUCACUGACAGGGGUUGCAACGUGUCUGCCAUAUUUGGGUGGUGAGGCUAAAGCACCAACAGCAGAUUGUUGCAGUGGUCUCACACAAGCCAUGAAGAGCAACAAGAAGUGCAUCUGCGUUAUUCUCAAAGACAGGGAUGACCCUGACCUUGGCUUGAAGAUUAACAUUACAAUUGCUGUUGGUCUCCCCUCUCUUUGCAAAACACCUGAUAAUCUCUCACAGUGUCCUGCACUUCUGCACUUGGAUCCUAAAUCACCUGAAGCCCAAGCUUUUAAUCAAAAGGGUCAGAACUCCAAUGGUGACUCUGCCAGUCCUUCUCCCAGUCCCUCUGCUAGAGCAAGUUCUGAAAAUGGUAGAAAGCAGGGGACUGAUGAAACGGACACAGCAAAGAAUGGUGCAUCUUAUAAGGGAAAAACAUUGUUUGAAAGAUUUGUUGCAAUUGCAGUUGCAGGGCUUGUAAUUUAGCAUUUUUGAGGUCAGUCAGAUACUACCAAAUAUGGUGUCUAUGAAAAUAUUGAAGAUUGUUAAAUUUUAUGCA
Molecule: messenger RNA, 871 nt
Organism: Vigna radiata var. radiata (mung bean)
Lineage: Eukaryota; Viridiplantae; Streptophyta; Magnoliopsida; Fabales; Fabaceae
Product: protein YLS3
Exons: 3
Coding region: 226-798 (190 amino acids)
Source: RefSeq, a predicted model, not a curated record